AUGACUUCACAAAAGGAUUCCUCCAACUCCGUGGCUACGGAAACAAAUAAACAAAUCGAUGUCAACACAAAUGCUCCUUCUGUUGGAAACGAUUCAAAAGAAGCAAACUCAGAAAAGAAAGAAAAUGGUAAAACGACUGCGCACGGAGAAUAUAAUUCGAAUGCAACACCAAAUCCUACCGUUCCCCUUCCCUUAUCACCGACUCCAAAUUUUUAUUAUACCAAUGGUUCAGCUCAAAGUUAUGUAGACCAACAAACCGCUAUCGCCGCUGAGGCAUACCAAGCUGCUAUGGCAGCAGGAUAUGAUGUUAGUGAUCCUAACGCUUUCGCUGCGUAUGGUCAGUAUGGAAUGCAUCCGCAGUAUUCCCAAUUCUAUUCCGCUGAUUAUGGUACUGCAUAUUCUGGAGCACCUUCCCUUCAAGGUCAAACUUCUCCGUCCUUAGCUCCACAAUCUUUGAGUCCGUAUUUUACUGCUACUAGUCCUCCAAUAGCUUAUUAUCCUACGUCUCCUCAAGUCGGCCCAACCGGAAUAAUUCAUUCACCCCCAAUGCAUCCAUAUUUAUAUUCACCACAAUCUCCUUAUGGGAUGUUGCACACACUCUCCCCUACCCUUUCACAUACUUCGUCUUCUGCUCCGAACUCUCCACCUCCCCAAUAUCUUCCCGGUCCAGGAGUUCCCUCACCUAAAGUUGGUCCUCUAAAUAGUAGUCGUGGAAUCAAUCGUUCUCAAGCAACUCAUUAUAAUUAUAACAGAAGAAAUUCUGGUUCUAAUCAAAUUCCCAAUCUCCCUAAUUUCAGUAAUCCUACAAAAACCACAAAUAUUUAUAUUCGUGGUUUACCACAUACAACCACUGAUGAAUCUUUACAUUCAAUGUGUUCCAUAUAUGGUACCAUCACUUCUUCAAAGGCUAUUAUCGAUCAAAAACAAGGUGAUUGUAAAGGCUAUGGUUUCGUGAUGUAUGAAACUGAAGAUCAAGCUAAGCAUGCCAUUGAACAAUUAACGCGAUUGGGAUUGCAAGUUUCCUUCGCUAAG
Funneliformis geosporum is the source of this 1032-nucleotide messenger RNA. Lineage: Eukaryota; Fungi; Glomeromycota; Glomeromycetes; Glomerales; Glomeraceae. The record is from the annotation of a GenBank genome assembly.